This is a messenger RNA of Closterium sp. Naga37s-1, 2418 nucleotides long. Lineage: Eukaryota; Viridiplantae; Streptophyta; Zygnematophyceae; Desmidiales; Closteriaceae. The record is from the annotation of a GenBank genome assembly.
AUGGCCCUUGGCUGUCUCAUCACGUUGCUACUCGUCCCGUCGCUUGUCUCGGGAGCUGCAAUGCCCUCGCAAGGCGGCGACGCGUCGCAGCAAGCGCAACAGAUGGCGGACGAUGCAGCCAAGGCGCUACAGGCCAGAAUAGAUCAAUUAAACGCCGCUCUCGCGAAAGUCACUGCGGAGAAGCUGCAGGUACAGAAAACCGUGGCGCAGCUAGCCGAGGUCGUUAAGAACAAGGCGGCUGCUUUGUCCCAGGCGAAAGACGCGGCGAGUGCUGCGACGAAGGCGAAAAUCGCCGCAAUCGCGAACGCGAACGCGAAAGCGGCGGAACUCGCGAAAAACGCGGACAUUGUGAAAAAGGCGAAAGCUGCGGCAGAUGCGGCCGGCAAGGCGACGGCCAAGGCGCAAGCGGCGCUCGAGAGCGCGAAAAAGAAGGCGGCGAGUUCGCCGACGAAAGCUAACACGGGCGCGUUGGCGACGGCACAGAAGGACUACGAUGCGAAGUUCGCAGCGUCGCAAACGGCGCUCGCGAGCCUCGCGUCUGCGAACUCGGCCUUCUCUACAACCGCCGCAGAUAAAGCUGCAGCGGAUAAGGCGGCGGCGGAUGCGACGGCGAGGGAGAGGGUAUCGCUGAAGCAGGCUUCCGUUGCGGAGGCAGAUCUUAACGACGCGAGUAAGCAGAAGAGAUCGGCGGACAAGCUCGCCGCGGAGAAAGAGGCGGCGGAAAAGGCGGCGACGUCCAUGGCGUCGGCAGCGCGAAUCGCGGCGGAUAGGGCGGCGUCGUCGAUGAUCACGACUGUGACUACAACGGGGCUGUCGUCUACCGCGACGGUGACGUCGACAACGAAUACGAACAACACAUCUACCGGCAGCACCUCGACUUCCACCUCCUCCACCUCCUCCUCCUCGAUUCUCGGCAGCGCGGUUUUCAACGACGACAAGUAUAACCACGCCGUGGGACUUAACGACUGCGGCCCGCCUAACGACGUCACUUGCAGCGACGCGCCGACGACCUCCACGGGCCGGCUCAGCCGAUACGUGAUCCCUAACGGCGGGCGAUGCGCGGGCGCAGUUGCGCCGGUGUGCGCGGGAGGGGGAAUCACGUCGGCGGAUUGCGCAACCGCAUGCGCCAACAUGGUCAACUGCACCUUCUGGCAGCACUUCCCCCCCCCUGAAGCGACCCAGUGCACCAACUGCGGAGUGUGCUUCCUCUACCAGCCCACGGACCCUGCGCCCAAGUGCCAGACCUCCAUGAUCUUCGCAGGCGGAAUCAACCGCCUAGAGGCCAACUACCCUGGGACGGGCGUGACGACGUGCACGGCUCCUCUGGACAUUCCCUGCACGGACAACUGCACGGACAACAGCGGUUUGAACGGUCGCUACUUCAUCCCCAACGGCGGGCGGUGCGCGACGGGCACGACUCCCCGGUGCUUCGGAAACGCCGUUCUGCGCCGACAGUGCUGCGCGGCGUGCACCAACUCGACUGCGUGCUCCUUCUGGCAGCACUACAUCCCGUCGUCGCUCUCGUGCUCCAACUGCGGUAUCUGCUACCUGUACAAGCCCACGGACGCGCAGCCCACUUGCGAGACGCGCACGGUGGUUGUGAACGGCGCGACGCGCACGCUGGUGAACGCGUCGACUCUGGGCCGCCCGUGCCCGUACACGAAGCACGACCCUCACUUCCGCGGCGCGCACGGCACGCGGUUCGAGUUCAACGGCGCGCCGGAGAAGUCGUACUGCCUGCUGACGGACUCGAGCCUGCACGUGAACAUGAAGAUGCGCGGGUACUACGACACGCGCACCAUCGGCGCGUCUCUGCUGCGCAACGGGCUGGCUGUGCGCACGUGGAUCCGCGAGCUGGGCUUCGUGUGGAGCGUUGACGGCGUGGAGCACUCUUUCCGCCUGGCGGCGCGCAACGGCAAGUCGGACAAGCGCGACAACGGCUUCCUCUCGCUCAUCGAGUUCGACGGCCGCGUCCUCCCCUCCCUCGAGCCCGGAGAGUCGUACAACCUGGACGGCGGGCUGGCGUUUGUGUUCAAGGGGUACGAGCAGGAGGGCGGCGGAUUCUUCGACGUGGACGCGUACUCGCUGCGCAUCGGCGACAAGCUGGCCAUGGACAUCAAGCUGAGGCCCGCGCACCCGCUGCUGCAAACGCCCGACGACGCGCAGGUGCACUUGAACGUCAACUUCAAGCACGUGUCGCGCUCUCCCUCGGUGCACGGCAUCAUGGGGCAGACGUACCGCGAGGGCCGCGCCGAGCGUGCCAUUGACUACGCCAUGCUGUCGCGGCUGCUGCGCACUCCCUUCUCUGCCGACGGCGACAACGGCCAGGGCUUCCUGGACGGCAAGUCCUCCGACUACGAGACGUCUGGAGUGCUCGCCACGGACUGUGGCUACUCCGCCUUCUCCAAGGCUGUGUAA